Messenger RNA from Aphidius gifuensis, 1520 nucleotides. RefSeq names its product alpha-amylase 2-like. The transcript is spliced from 4 exons. The record is from RefSeq and is a predicted model, not a curated record. Gene Ontology annotation, biological process: carbohydrate metabolic process. Bases 1 to 1503 code for a protein of 500 amino acids. NCBI's taxonomy places the organism in Eukaryota, Metazoa, Arthropoda, Insecta, Hymenoptera, Braconidae. Gene Ontology annotation, molecular function: alpha-amylase activity; cation binding.
AUGGCGUGGUCAGUAUUUUCGUUAAUUUGCUUUUGCUCUGUGACAUCAAUUGCAUUUGGUGUUGAUACAUAUAAAAAUCCUCAUUUUUUACCUGAACAUGAUACAAUUGUGCAUUUAUUUGAAUGGAAGUGGAAUGAUAUUGCUGAAGAGUGUGAAAACUUUUUAGGACCAAAAGGCUUUGGUGGUAUCCAAAUAUCACCUGUUCAAGAGAAUGUGAUAAUUUCAACAAGACCAUGGUGGGAACGUUAUCAACCAAUUUCAUAUAAAUUUAUAACUCGUUCAGGAAGUGAAGAUGAGCUGAAGAACAUGUUGAAAAGAUGCAACAAAGCAGGUGUUAGAAUAUAUGUUGAUAUUAUUCUUAAUCAUAUGUGUGCUGAUCAAGAAGGUGAUGCAAUUGGAGUCGGUGGUUCACAUGCAGAUCCAGCAUCAAGAAAUUACUAUGAAGUACCAUUUGAUAAAUCUGAUUUUAACGAAUUAUGUACUGUUACUGCUUACAAUGAUCCUGUUCAAGUAAGAAAUUGUGAACUUUUUGGAUUACAUGAUUUAAAUCAAGGUGUUGAAAAUGUGAGAUAUAAAAUUGUUGGUUUUAUGAAUGCUCUUAUUGAUAUUGGAGUUGCUGGUUUCAGAGUUGAUGCAGCAAAACACAUGUGGCCUGCUGAUUUAGAAAUAAUAUAUUCACGUCUUGAUAAUUUAAGUAUUGCUCAUGGCUUUGAAAAAAAUUCAAGACCAUUUAUUUAUCAUGAAGUUGUUGAUGGAGGAAGUAUAUCAGUAACAGAAUACAAUGGUCUUGGAGUAAUAACUGAAUUUAAAUAUUCAACAAAUCUUUAUGAUGGAAUAAAAGGAUUAAAUCCACUCAAAUGGUUUGCUAAUAUUGGUGAAGAAUGGGGACUGAUGAAAAAUUCUGAUGCAUUAGUAUUUGUUGAUAAUCAUGAUACUCAACGUAGUGGUUACUUGGCAAAAUCAUUGACACACAAAGAAUCUAAACUUUAUAAAAUGGCUGUGGCAUUUAUGUUAGCACAUACAUAUGGUCUUCCACAAAUUAUGAGUUCAUUUUCAUUUGAUUCACCUAAUCAAGGUCCACCAGCAGAUUCACAAGAUAAUAUUAUUUCACCUGUUUUCAAAGAAGAUGGUAGUUGUGAUGAUGGUUGGAUAUGUGAACAUCGCUGGCGUCAAAUUUAUAACAUGGUUAAUUUUCGUAAUAUUGUUAAUAACAGCACAAUAACAGAAUGGUGGGAUAAUUGGAACAGUCAAGUUGCUUUUUCACGUGGUAAUGCUGGUUUUAUUGCUAUCAAUUCUGAUUCAUAUGAUCUUAAAACUGAUAUUCAUACACAACUACCAGCUGGUACAUACUGUGAUAUUAUAUCUGGUUAUAAAAAAAAUAAUACAUGUACUGGAAAAACUGUUGUAGUUAAUUCAACUGGAUGGGCAUAUGUUGAAUUAUUAUUAAAUGAUGAAGAUGGAGUUCUUGCAAUUCACAAAAAUGAAAUGCUGAAAAUUGAUUGAAAAUUCCAAAGAGAUGA